Messenger RNA from Rhodamnia argentea, 729 nucleotides. Its product is annotated as protein SRC1-like. NCBI's taxonomy places the organism in Eukaryota, Viridiplantae, Streptophyta, Magnoliopsida, Myrtales, Myrtaceae. The record is from RefSeq and is a predicted model, not a curated record. Bases 308 to 631 code for a protein of 107 amino acids. The transcript is spliced from 2 exons. Gene Ontology annotation, molecular function: metal ion binding.
UGUGAAUUUGGGAAAUCGAAAUACACGUAAUCCAAUGGUCGGUGGACGCUUCCCCAGAGAGAAGGUGAAUAGUACUGGUCGGCAAUACAAGUGAGAGAAUCAAGAGGUGGAUAAUUUUAUUUUAUGGUACAGCAUUAGAUUCCCUGCUUCGUUGCUUCCCCAUGAGGCCACGGCAUGGUUUGAAUCGAGCCUUUUACAGAUCCGCCUAUAAGUAGAGGACACUCGUGGCUUCCGACCCUCAUCACAUUCAAUUCCAUAAAAAACCAAAGCACUUGCACGACACCCACUCGACGAAAGGGAAGAGGAAAUGGCAGGAAUCAUUCACAAGAUCGAGGAGGCCCUACACAUGGGAGGCCACAAGGAGGAGGAACACCAGCCGGAGGGCCAUGGCCAUGACCACCACAAGCCCAAGGAGCACAAGCCGGAGGGCCAGGACCGCAGGCCGGAGCACCACGGAGAGGAGAAGAAGAAAGAGGGGUCGGUGGAGAAGAUCAAGGACAAGAUCCACAGCGGCGAUCACGGGGACAAGGUGGAGAAGAAAAAGAAGAAGGAUAAGAAGAGGCACGAGCACGGCCAUGAGCACGAGCAUGGUCACAAUAGCAGCAGCAGUAGUGGCAGCGACAGUGACUGAGUUACUAGAUGAUCAGCAGCGUCGUGGUGAAGAGCACGACAACGUUAUUGGGCUCGUCUCCUUCAGUUAGCCCCAGAGCUGGUGAAGAUAAGGAGAGG